This is a messenger RNA of Chenopodium quinoa (quinoa), 893 nucleotides long. RefSeq names its product peptidyl-prolyl cis-trans isomerase Pin1-like. The record is from RefSeq and is a predicted model, not a curated record. Gene Ontology annotation, cellular component: nucleus; cytosol. The coding region runs from base 255 to 614 and encodes 119 amino acids. Gene Ontology annotation, molecular function: peptidyl-prolyl cis-trans isomerase activity. NCBI's taxonomy places the organism in Eukaryota, Viridiplantae, Streptophyta, Magnoliopsida, Caryophyllales, Amaranthaceae. The transcript has 2 exons.
AAAUUCACAAGGCGAGUUCCAAAGUAACACUUUAACCGGAGAGGCGUGUCUAAGCCACAAAUACACAAAACACAAUUCCACACAUUCAACAAUUUACACAGAUCCAAGCCAUUGCUCUCUCGUAACGAAGCAAAAAGACGGAGAAGGGGAAAAUAGAGUCGUCAGGAAGGAAGAGGAGGAAGGAGGGUUCAAUCGACGAAGAGAAAGGGAAACACCAUCGCCGUCAUCAACGCGAGCAGAAGAAGUCUAAGGAAAUGGCAACGAAGCAGCAAGUUAGGGCAUCCCACAUCUUGAUUAAGCACCAGGGUUCUCGCAGAAAGGCUUCCUGGAAGGAUCCAGAAGGUCGCGUUAUCCUUAAUACUACCAAAGAAUCUGCUAUCUCUCAACUCAAAUCUCUUCGAGACGAUAUUCUUUCUGGAAAGGCCAACUUUGAAGAUGCCGCUUCUCGAAUCUCCGAUUGCAGCUCCGCCAAGCGUGGCGGCGAUCUAGGUCUUUUUGGUCCUGGUCAGAUGCAGAAGCCUUUUGAAGAAGCAACAUUUGCUCUAAAAGUUGAUGAGAUAAGUGACAUUGUCGAGACUGACAGUGGAGUCCACAUCAUCAAGAGAACAGAGUGAGUUGCUCAAGUGAAACAAUUACCUACCAAUGUUGUUCAGCCUGCCUGCUGUUCUAAUUGUGUGUUGUUUAAUUGACUUGAAAUUUUCAAGAAGAUAAGUGCCUUUGUUCUGAUGAACUCUAGAUGGGAUUUAAAGCUGGACCAUGUUGAUCCAGUGAUAAUGGUUCUUUACUUUCACAUGCUUGGUUUCUUUUUUGUUUGAAAAAACUACUGUAGCUUGUUCCUUUUUUUACUCCUAUUUUAUCAUUAAAGAUUUGGUCCUUUUCUUUAUUGAUAGUAA